Messenger RNA from Anopheles nili, 1149 nucleotides. RefSeq lists its product as uncharacterized. Gene Ontology annotation, molecular function: long-chain-alcohol O-fatty-acyltransferase activity; diacylglycerol O-acyltransferase activity. The record is from RefSeq and is a predicted model, not a curated record. Gene Ontology annotation, biological process: triglyceride biosynthetic process. Gene Ontology annotation, cellular component: plasma membrane. The transcript has 3 exons. Bases 1 to 1149 code for a protein of 382 amino acids. NCBI's taxonomy places the organism in Eukaryota, Metazoa, Arthropoda, Insecta, Diptera, Culicidae.
AUGUGCCAUCACCAAGGAAGUGCCGAAGGUGGUACUGCUGAUGACGAGAUGGAGCCGAUGAUGGCGGUGGCGGUAGAGAAGAAGUUAGGUUUAUGCGCAACACUCGGUACCCACCUAAAAUGGGCUGAUCUUGUAUGUAUCAACAUUCAUCCAAAGGUUGUCUUUAGGUACCACCAUUCAAUCGCCGAUGGGAUUGCCAUUUUUCGACUCUUCUGCAAGGACUUCAUCGAUAAAACGACGACAGACGUUACAAACGUGUGGAAGUAUGAUUCUGCUGAUAAACGGUCCUUGUGGAGAAUUAUCGGUUGGAAGAAUGUUUUUAGGGUGAUGAUAAGAGGUCCAUGUUUUCUGGUAAACGAAUUAUUUCUAAAAAGAGAGGACAAUCCUUUCCACGGUUCAAAACCAAGCAUGGACAAAAUCAUCUGCUGGGGCGGAGAAACUCCUGCAAAAGACGUCUGUUCGGCUCCAUUGAUAAGCGUUAUCAAGAAAGUAAAACUGCUAACUGUCGGAUGCAGUUUUACCGACGUCUUCUUGACGGCUUUGGCGAUGAGCCUUCGUUCAUACUUUAAAAGGAAAAGCGUACAUAUUCCAGAGUCCAUCACCGUCGCGAGGAUGCAACGAUUUCAACGGGAAUCAAAGGCAAUUCGAUUGUCCAAUCGUUCUACAGGUGUGUUUCAAACAUUGCCCAUUGCAGAUUUGCCAAUUGCAGAGGCAAAGCUCACUACUAUCUCGAAGCUGGUAUCACAAAUAAAUGCCGUAAAGGACAGUAAUAACAAUAAGAUGCAGUCCUUUGCUGAAGCUUUGAUAUCGUUCUUCAGCGUUUCGUACCUGCCAGAGCUGCUUCCUGCUAGAAUUAUGCGUGCUAUAUUUGCACAAAGCAAAUUUUCCAUUGCAUUGUCGAAUAUACCCGCCUUCGAGAGCGCUAUUUCUGUGGAAAACUAUUUUCUAAAGGAGGCGGCGUUUUGGGUUCCUAACAUAGAACAUAAUAUGUUUGGAGUGUCUGUUUUAACGACGAACGGUCGCUUGCAGAUAGGUUUAAUCGCUGAUCGAAAGAUAAUGCCGCAUGAAGAGGACUUAGAGAUAAUACUACAAGGAACGUUUAAACAAUUAGAAAAUAUGCAUAACAUUUUACAACGUAGCGCUCAAUAG